GUCUCUCUCCUCUCCGCCAGAAGCUUACCUCUCUCCUCUCUUUCUCCGCCUCCGUCGAACCAUGGCCUUCAUUUUCGUUCCGGAGUCACUAGCUAUGGCCGUCGGCCAUCUCGCCGCAGUGGGUUUGGGUUCGGGUCAUCUGGUUUUGCUUCUCAGAUGCCCUCCCUUUUGCUGUCGUGUCCUGGCCGGCUACUCGUGUCAAUGUCGAACGCUGCGUUUCGGUCCUCCGAUGGGGUUUUGGGCUCCGGAGGUCGUCUGUUAUCGCCACCAACGGAACCUUGACGGCGAAUUCCGUGCCGGUUUCUCUUGUAGAAGUAAAAGCUAUAUUGCUCAUUCAAGUCGUGUACAAUGAGCUCUGACGUUUCCUUGCUGAAUCUUUAUCAUUUGCUAUUUAUGUAGGUUGAUAUCACUUGCAGUAUUAUCAACAUAUCAGAGCCACCAAAUCAAAUCAAACAAGAAUCCCUCAUAGCUGUUCUGUAAACCGCUUCAAGGGUCAAGCUAAUUAGAACUCAGAAAGUGGAGGAGCUAAAAGAAGCACUGAAUUACAGAAGAAAAACUCACAUGUAUAACUUGAACGAACCGCUUAUCCAAGAAGUAGAAGAGCAACAACAACAACCUUGUAAUUCUCAAACCGAUUCUUUCCCAUCGACUCUCAUCAGAUAUCUAUAUGUUGCUCACUUCUUGGCCAGAUGGGGUGCCAGGAUGUGGGAAUUCUCAGUUGGGUUGUACAUGAUAAGCCUUUGGCCAGACUCUUUGUUAUUUGCUGCUAUUUAUGGUGUGGUGGAAUCUGCCUCUACUGCACUGUUUGGACCCAUUCUUGGACAAUUGGUGGAUAGAUUGACAUAUAAAAGGGUUCUCCAACUUUGGUUGGUAACACAAAAUCUCUCUUUCAUAGUUGCUGGAGGCGCUGUGGUGGCAUUAAUUGUUUACUCAACGUUGAAGUCGGAAAACUUCAGUGGAUUCGUUUUUCUUGUGAUAUUAACAAACAUCUCUGGAGCAAUUGGAGUGCUUUCCACUCUUGCCGGCACCAUCCUAAUCGAAAGAGAAUGGAUUGUGGUGAUAUCAGAAGGGCAUUCGCCCGACCAUCUAACGAAGAUGAACUCGGUCAUUAGACGCAUUGAUCUCAUGCAACUAUGUGCUCCUGUGGUUACUGGCUUCAUUAUCAGUUUUGUGUCACUAAAAGCUUCCGCUCUGACCUUGGCUCUAUGGAAUACUAUAUCAGUUUCGAUGGAAUGUUGGCUUUUCAUCUCCGUGUAUAACGGGAUUCCAGCUUUAGAACAAAGUAGCCAGAGGAGGGCCUCAAGAAUAUCUUCACAAAGUGAUAGUGAAGAUAGAAAAUCCGUUUCUCAUCGGCAGAGAAAAAGUUUUCUUUCUCAUGACCAGGAAAGUGCAGAAGAAGAUGUUGUAUUUCCUGGAAUAGCUCUGGCUUUGUUAUAUUUCACUGUUCUCAGUUUUGGAACAUUAAUGACAGCCACCCUAGAAUGGGAAGGGAUACCAGCGUUUGUCAUCGGAAUAGCGCGCGGUAUUAGCGCUGUGAUCGGCAUUGCUGCAACACUCGUGUACCCAAUUUUGCAAUCUCGUAUUUUAACACUUAGAACAGGACUCUGGUCUAUUUGGUCUCAGUGGAUCUGCCUCCUGGUUUGUGUGGCUUCAAUAUGGGCUCAAAAUAGCAUCAUAUCUGCGCAUAUGCUGAUGGCAGGAGUGGCAUUAUCUCGGCUUGGGUUGUGGCCUUUUGACUUAUCUGUAAUUCAACAAAUGCAAGAUUAUGUUCCGGAGUCGGAUCGCUGUGUGGUAGGAGGUGUUCAGAACUCUCUUCAAUCGAGCAUGGAUUUGAUGGGUUAUGUCAUGGGAAUACUCAUCUCAAAUCCACAGGAUUUCUGGAUAUUGAUAUUGAUAUCCUUCGGUGCGGUAACAUUAGCUGCAUUGCUCUACACUUGUCAUGUUUACACAAUAAGGAAGCACCUCUUUCACUUUGAAAAGCUAAUUUUGUGGGUCCAAUGCUUCACUAGGCCACGUGGAAAUGCACUACUUGGUUGAUAUAAGUGAAUAUGUUAUGAUAAAUUUAUGUAUCCUAUGAUUGUCACCCCAAAUUACUGUUGUUAGAGAUUAAUUUCUUGACAAUUAGAUCAAUUUUCAUGUA
Molecule: messenger RNA, 2140 nt
Organism: Morus notabilis
Lineage: Eukaryota; Viridiplantae; Streptophyta; Magnoliopsida; Rosales; Moraceae
Product: solute carrier family 40 member 2
Biological process (GO): iron ion transmembrane transport
Cellular component (GO): membrane
Molecular function (GO): iron ion transmembrane transporter activity
Source: RefSeq, a predicted model, not a curated record